CUUUAGACUACUUUUUAAAAAUUUCCUUUUUAACACUAAAUCAGUGAAACGUCCACAUGAAGACAAACUGCUAGAGAAAUUUAAGACCUUUAGGUUGUAAAAUUAAAAUGUCAUAUUAUAAAACACUGCUGAGCAAAGAUUCUUGUGUUAUUUGGUUAUUGGUCAUUACAAAUUUGAGUCAGGGCACAAAACUUUUUGUGCUAUGAUAUUCAGAACAGAACACAGAUGCUUGAAAGGAUUAACACAGCACAAAACAAUGUCUAUUACUAUCUACUGAAAAAUGAGCCACGAUCUUUACCACAAACAAGUGACUUUUUGAAAGUUAAAAACUUAAUGCCUACUGAGAAUUAAAUUUACUAAUUGAGAACGAUUAGAUUCGAUGGCUGAAAACUUCAGUAUGUGUUAUAAUUAUAAUAAAUCCUUCAGUCAUCUGACUCCAGUAAUUUUCCACUCACUCUUCUCCCCCCUCAAUUCCUGCACACACUCAGAUUAAAUAUUUCUGAGAACCUGGCUACUUACAGAGUGGGAGCAGCAGCAGUAGCAUCUUCUUGCUAGAAGUGCAAAACCUCAGGUCCUACUAAAUCAAUCUGCUUCAAUAAAAGCUCUCGUGACUCAUGUGCACAUUAAUGUUUGAGAUCCCCAGAUCUCCUUUUUGAAACUAUUUCUCCCUCUACAGGGGUCCCCAAAACCCGGGCUCCAGACUGGUACAGGUCUGUGGCCUGUUAAUAACCAAGCCGCACUGCAGGAGGUGAGCAUUGAGCAAGAGAACAGCGGUUUCCAUUAGAUUCUCAAAGGGGCACAAAGGGGCAGAAGCCCUACUGUGAACUGCGCAUGCGAGGGAUCUAAGUUGCAGGUUGUGUGCUCCUUCUAAGACUCUAAUGCCUACUGAUUUGAGGUGCAACAGUUUCAUCCCGAAAACAUCCUCCCCUCAACCCCCCACCUUCCGUGGAAAAAAAUCACCAGUCCCUGGUGCCAAAAGGUUGGAGUCUUACUAUGUUGCCCAGGCUGGAGUGCAGUUGCUAUUCACAGGCUGGAUGAUUGCGCACCUCCGAUGAAAGCGGCUCAAAACCAAGGCAUUUUUGCCUAAUAACCCCUUGAAAGUGACUUAAAAGACGGUCAGUUAUGUAUGCUUUUAUGUACAUAGUCUGUCCAAUUGCUUCUACCUGGACAAGCAUAUUAAAAUUAUUACCUGGCAGAAUAUUAUUUGCCUGAGCUAAACCCGGAGAUCUUUUAAACGCUUGCAGACUUACAGAGCCUGGCACUGCGGACUUUGCUGCUGCUACCUCGUGAAAAGAAGGGGUACGAGCUCUAGGAGGCUGUCGGCCACGUCCAAACUAUCAAGCCAACAUCACUAGAAGCCGAACACGGCUUUCGGUCAUGUACUGCCGACUCUCAUCUCUAAGAUUCACGAACCGCGACCAAUUGUCUGUUCGGUUUCCCACAGGCGACUUCCUUUCAUGCACAAAGAGGGAAGAGCAGCGGUGGCUGCGGCAGGGCGCUGGGGUUUCGAGUCCAGCCCUGGGGCCGUGCACCCUCCCUCGGCGCCGGCCGGGCCACUCUGACGCUCCCUCCUGGCUCCCUCCCUUUCAUCCCAACGUGGGCGCAGGGCGACUCGCUUCUCCUAUUCCUUCGCGCCCAUCGCACUUUCUAACAUCUCAGAAACAUGGCCCUUGUCACAGACUUUCGUGAUCGCGCACUUUAAAGAAAAGCCAGAAUCAAUGAACUUGUCAGUUUAAUGUGACGUCUUAGAGGGAAAGGGCCAUGUCUUUGUCAUCCCAGAGACCACAAUACCCGACGGCCGGCUUGGCGCUCAGUGUUUCCCUAAGCAUCAAAACAGGAACAACCAAAGCAACGGACAAAUGAAUGCAUGUGGAAACAAGAAAAGAAUGCAUAAAAGAGUGAAGAAAAGAGGGGGCCAGGCAUAGUGGCUUAACCUGUAAUCCUAGCACUUUGGCAGGCCAAGGCAGGAGGAUCUCUUGAGUCCAGGAGUUCAAGGUUGCAGUGAGCCGUGAUCGCAGCUCAGGCGACAAGUGAGAGCCGGUCUCCCCACCCUUUCCCCCCUCCCCGAAAAAAGGCAGGAGCCCCACAGGGCCAGGAGUGCCAGGCGCGGCCGCCCGGGGGCGGUGUGGGGGGUGCGUGGGCCACUUUGCCUCAGCGACCACCGCCCGGGUCCCUCUGUAAGGCGCUUCUCAGGCAGACACCCCGAGCCAAAGCGGGCCGCACCGCAGCGCUGGGCACUUGGGUGGAGAGCGUGGGGGCCGCGGGCCCGCGCCCAGACAGGUGUAGCCGUCCCAUGCUCGGCGUCCUGCCGCUCCUGGACUGCGCCAUGCCUCCAGGCAUGGAGGUGCUGGACCUGCCGCUGUGGAACCGCUUCUCGGGCCUGUCCUGGGGGCCGCACCACAGAAAUGCAAUGGCACGUCAUGAUUCUGAGAUGAAAGAAGAAUGUCUAAGGGAAGACCUGAAGUUUUACUUCAUGAGCCCUUGUGAAAAAUACCGAGCCAGAUGCCAGAUUCCGUGGAAACUGGGUUUGCAGAUUUUGAAGAUAGUCAUGGUCACCACACAGCUUGUUCGUUUUGGUUUAAGUAACCAGCUGGUGGUUGCUUUCAAAGAAGAUAACACUGUUGCUUUUAAGCACUUGUUUUUGAAAGGAUAUUCUGGUACAGAUGAAGAUGACUACAGCUGCAGUGUAUAUACUCAGGAGGAUGCCUAUGAGAGCAUCUUUUUUGCUAUUAAUCAGUAUCAUCAGCUAAAGGACAUUACCCUGGGGACCCUUGGUUAUGGAGAAAAUGAAGACAAUAGAAUUGGCUUAAAAGUCUGUAAGCAGCAUUACAAGAAAGGGACCAUGUUUCCUUCUAAUGAGACACUGAAUAUUGACAACGACAUUGAGCUCGAUUGUGUUCACUUAGACCUUCAGGACCUUUCCAAGGACCCUCCGGACUGGAAGAACUCAUCAUUCUUCAGACUGGAAUUUUAUCGGCUCUUACAGGUUGAAAUCUCCUUUCAUCUUAAAGGCAUUGACCUACAAACAAUUCAUUCCCGUGAGUUACCAGACUGUUAUGUCUUUCAGAAUAUGAUUAUCUUUGACAAUAAAGCUCACAGUGGCAAAAUCAAAAUCUAUUUUGACAGUGAUGCCAAAAUUGAAGAAUGUAAAGACUUGAACAUAUUUGGAUCUACUCAGAAAAACACUCAGUAUGUCCUGGUGUUUGAUGCAUUUGUCAUUGUGAUUUGCUUGGCAUCUCUUAUUCUGUGUACAAGAUCCAUUGCUCUUGCUCUAAGGUUACGGAAGAGAUUUCUAAAUUUCUUCCUGGAGAAGUACAAGCGGCCUGUGUGUGACACUGACCAGUGGAAGUUCAUCAACGGCUGGUAUGUCCUGGUGAUUAUCAGCGACCUAAUGACAAUCAUUGGCUCCAUAUUAAAAAUGGAAAUCAAAGCAAAGAAUCUCACAAACUAUGAUCUGUGCAGCAUUUUGCUUGGGACCUCUACGCUCUUGGUUUGGGUUGGAGUCAUCAGAUACCUGGGUUAUUUCCAGGCGUAUAAUGUGCUGAUUUUAACAAUGCAGGCCUCACUGCCAAAAGUUCUUCGGUUUUGUGCUUGUGCUGGUAUGAUUUAUCUGGGUUACACAUUCUGUGGCUGGAUUGUCUUAGGACCAUACCAUGACAAGUUUGAAAAUCUGAACACAGUUGCUGAGUGUCUGUUUUCUCUGGUCAACGGUGAUGACAUGUUUGCAACCUUUGCCCAAAUCCAGCAGAAGAGCAUCUUGGUGUGGCUGUUCAGUCGUCUGUAUUUAUAUUCCUUCAUCAGCCUUUUCAUAUAUAUGAUUCUCAGCCUUUUUAUUGCACUUAUUACAGAUUCUUAUGACACCAUUAAGAAAUUCCAACAGAAUGGGUUUCCUGAAACGGAUUUGCAGGAAUUCCUGAAGGAAUGCAGUAGCAAAGAAGAGUAUCAGAAAGAGUCCUCAGCCUUCCUGUCCUGCAUCUGCUGUCGGAGGAGGAAAAGAAGUGAUGAUCACUUGAUACCUAUUAACUAAAGUUCUUCUGCUAAAGAUGAUUAAAGUUCAGGCAUCCUUAUCCAGCAGCUGGACAGAGGAACCCCAAAUGACUUGGACCAGCAGUUCCAAAAUGACUCUCUUAUUUACUUGUGGAGUGAGAAAGAGGACUAGCGGUUAGCCAGCUGACCAUGACUGAAAUUCCAGCUUUACUUUUUAUAAACUUGAAUGAUAAAGAAUAGACCACAGGCUACUGCUGGGCAUUAGUGCAAUUGAACAGUGAUAAUAAAAUUCUCUAUUAGUCUGUUAAUUUAUGACAUGAUCUCAGAAUGGAAAAAGAUCACAUUUCAGAGUGUGCAAAAUAGUCUUUAAAGCCAUGUAUUUAAAUAUGUGUGUUUAUUGUCAAAUAAGGGUUUGUUUUAAAGGUGAUUCUUGGUUUGAAGACAUUCGUUAAUUCAUGGUCUGUAUAGAAAUGAAGUUGGUUGCAGUACCAAUCUAGAGAGUCCAAGCUGGCGAACUACUAAGCUAUUUAAAGAUCACCCUUGGCCUGGCACAGUGACUCACACCUGUCAUCCCAGCACUUUGGGAGGCCUACGCAGGCAGACCACUUGAGCUCAGGAACUUGAGACCAGCCUGCGCAACAUGGCAAAAACUCAUCUCUACAAAAAAUAUAAAAAUGAGCUGGGCAUGAUGGCAGGCAUCUGUAGUCCCAGCUACUUGGGAAACUGAAGUGGGAGGAUCACCUGAGCCCUGGAGGCAGAGGAUGCCAUGAGCUGUGAUCGUGCCAUUACACUCCAGCCUGGGUAACAGACAGACCCUGUCUCAAAAAAAUAAAAAAAAAAAAAAAGAUCACCCUUAAAUCAACAAAAAGACCUCAUGCUCAUGCAGUGGACAUUUCUUGGCCUGUUUUCCUGUGGGUUUUUCUUCAGCAUGAUAUGAAGCAACUGUUGGCAUAGCCAGUGGGAUGAAUAAGAAAUGGAAUCAUUUGUCUGCCUCGUCACUUGUGCUAAUGGUUGGUUGUACACACAGGACGUGUGGAAGUGACCUGUAUCUGUGGUCACUCAUUUUAACAAUUGAACUCUGCUGUGUUAGUCGUUUACCUUUGUCUAGCAAAGAAAUAUGGUAUAUUUUCUCUAAAUAAAUUUAUUUUUAUCAUUCCA
Messenger RNA from Cercocebus atys (sooty mangabey), 5145 nucleotides. It is a transcript of the gene MCOLN2, whose product is annotated as mucolipin 2. The coding region runs from base 2294 to 4027 and encodes 577 amino acids. Gene Ontology annotation, cellular component: plasma membrane; lysosomal membrane. Lineage: Eukaryota; Metazoa; Chordata; Mammalia; Primates; Cercopithecidae. The record is from RefSeq and is a predicted model, not a curated record. Gene Ontology annotation, molecular function: NAADP-sensitive calcium-release channel activity. The transcript is spliced from 14 exons.